This is a messenger RNA of Tarenaya hassleriana, 1607 nucleotides long. RefSeq names its product protein TIC 40, chloroplastic-like. Lineage: Eukaryota; Viridiplantae; Streptophyta; Magnoliopsida; Brassicales; Cleomaceae. Gene Ontology annotation, biological process: protein import into chloroplast stroma; chloroplast organization. Bases 146 to 1501 code for a protein of 451 amino acids. Gene Ontology annotation, cellular component: chloroplast inner membrane; chloroplast thylakoid membrane. The record is from RefSeq and is a predicted model, not a curated record. The transcript is spliced from 14 exons.
CUCGUUCAGCUCUCUCGUCUGAACUCAGACCCCCUUGAGAGAGUCUUCGACCAGACAGGCUCCUCUUCUUCUUCUUCAUCAUUUCUUCUCAUUCUUGGGUCUUCCCCAGGCCUUUCUGUCUUUUUUUCUUCCUUCGAUCACAAAGAUGGAAAACCUGACUAUAUUGUCUUAUUCGGUUUCUUCUCCGAAGCCGUUUAUGGGUUGCAAUUUCUGCUCUUCUUCACUCAAAAACCCUACCGGGGUUUUCACCGGUUCCGGGAACUCGCUUCGAAGCUAUAGAAUUGUAGUCCGGAGUUCCAGAAUCUCAGCCUCCGCUCAAUCUCAGAGUCGUCAAUCUCGGCCGGCGACCUCGGCAGUUAUUGUGAAACAUGGAGGGAAUUCUUUUGCGAGUGUUUCUUCUUCGAGUGGUGAACAGACAACAUCCGUUGGUUACCCUAAUGUUGCAGUGCCACCAUCCUCUUCAAGCAUAGGAUCACCACUUUUCUGGAUCGGUGUUGGCGUUGGGUUUUCAGCUCUGUUCUCGUGGGUAACUUCAAGUUUAAAGAAAUAUGCAAUGCAAACGGCUAUGAAGACCAUGAUGAGCCAGAUGAAUAUGCAGAGCAAUCAGUUUAACAAUCCUCCAUUUCCGACGGGAUCUCCUUUCCCGUUUCCAAGUCCUACACAAAUGAGCUCGGCUCCUUCACCUGCUUCGGCUUUUCAAACCCCUCCCCCGUCGUCAGCUGCUACUGUCGAUGUCACAUUGACAAAAAAAGCAGAUGAACCUCCUUCAACGAAGCCACAACCUCCCCCUCCUUCUCCAGCAGCAACAGUAGAAACAGCUAAAGUUGAAACCGAAACAGAAACGAAGAGGGUAGACAAGAACUAUGCAUUUGUGGACGUUCCUCCUGAAGAAACCACGAAGGAAAAUCCUUUCAGUAACUAUGAAGAUACUGAAACUAGUGCUACCAAAAAUACUCAAAUGUUCGAGGAUGUUUUAAAGAAUGGAUCUUCUGCUUCACAGCCUGGUGCAAGUGGUUUUCAGUUUCCGGGCACAGGGAAAGGAGGGCCUGGUUUGUCUGUUGAAGCUUUGGAGAAAAUGAUGGAAGAUCCUACGGUUCAGAAGAUGGUUUACCCAUAUUUGCCCGAGGAGAUGAGAAACCCGGAAACUUUCAAAUGGAUGAUACAAAAUCCACAAUACCGUCAACAGCUGCAGGACAUGCUGAAUAACAUGAGUGGAAGUGGCGAGUGGGACAAGCGGAUGACAGACACUUUGAAGAAUUUUGACCUGAAUAGCCCUGAAGUCAAACAGCAAUUUGACCAGAUAGGGAUGACGCCAGAGGAGGUGAUCUCAAAGAUAAUGGCGAAUCCCGACGUUGCCGUUGCUUUCCAGAAUCCCAGAGUCCAAGCUGCAUUGAUGGAAUGCUCAGAGAACCCCAUGAAUAUUAUGAAGUACCAAAACGAUAAAGAGGUGAUGGAUGUGUUCAACAAGAUUUCUCAGCUCUUCCCAGGAAUGACGGGUUGAGUCCAGAUUCCUUUCUUUUUUUUUUCCAGUCGGACAGAUACCCUUAUUUCAUGAAUCUCUGUGGUAGUUUACGCAUUCAAAUUAAGACAUCGCCAAAAAAAAAAAA